AUGUCAGAAUCUCACAGAGAUUAUAAUAAAUCGCCAAAUACACUUCCAAGUAACAAUUAUCGCAAUAGUAACAAUGAAACUGAACGAUAUAAUCGAAAAAGAUCACAUCUAGAAAUGGAAAAUAUUGAUGCGAAAGUUUAUGUUGGCAAUGUUUCAACUGAAAAAGUUAGCGAUGAAGAAUUACUGAAUUUCUUCAAACCAUUUGGAAAAAUUGCAGAUAUACGAGUAUUUAAAGAUCAUAUUUAUGUUCAAUAUAAUCGAGUUGAUGAUGCUAAAAAGUUAAUUGAAGAAGCACAAAUGCCUUUAAUACUGAAAGGAAAAAAACUAAAUAUUUUACCGGCAAGAUAUAUGAGGUCAAAAAGUUCAAAAUCCUCUUCAACAGAUAGAUCAUCGAAAAAAAGUCAUGAAAGAACAUUUCACCAACACUCGUCAAAUUAUGAAAUAUCUCGGAAAAGAUUUUCAACACGUGCAAGAUCAAAUUUUAAUUCUAAUAUUAAUGGAAUCGAAUCAGAUAUCCAUGAUCGAAUGAAUAUAUCACUAUCAAGUUCUGAUCUUUGUCGAACUAGUAAUGACUCAACAUCUCGAAAUCAUCAAUUACCAUAUACAGUUUUAACUGAACCUAAAAAUCAGAAUGAUUUAGUUGACUGUCAAAUAAUUAUUGUUAAUAAUCGACAAAGAGCUUAUGCUGAAGAAAUCGAAUCUCGUUUUUGUUCUCAUGGUCUGUUGACAUCCGUAAUACUUCUUCGAGAAGAUUAUACUUUAAUAGAGGCUAUUGCGAAUGCUGCUCGUUUACAAUGCUUAUAUGGAGUUAUUGCAAUGCCUAUGCAUGAAGAACGACGAACUGCUUCUUUUCACAUUCUCUAUGGACAAACAGAAGAACAUCGUAAUUUAACAUUGGAUGAUGGUAUUCACAUAAUAAUAACUAAUUUUAUUUCAUAUAAAGAACGUUUACAUAAUGAAGAAAUGAAUUCAUAUAAUGAAAAUAAUGAUUCAAUUGUUUAUUCUGAAACUAAUGUACCAUAUGAAUAUUCUCAUCCGUCAAAUGAUACGAUCCAAGAAAAUUUAAGUCCACCAAUGUUAACUCUUGGUGACAGAUUACCAUUAUCAAUGUUAUUGUGUCUUUUGGCUGAUGGAAGACAAUUAACAUUAGAAGAAAUUGAUCGUGUACUCGUUUAUUUACUUGAAAAAAAAGCUAAAAUGUUAACAUUACCUGCAGGUACAUUGCCUCCUUUGCCUGCACAAUAUGCAACAAUAAAUGCAUUCAAUCAUCAAACAGGUGCUUUGAUUAAUUUUUUGAAAUUGUAA
This is a messenger RNA of Rotaria socialis, 1305 nucleotides long. The record is from the annotation of a GenBank genome assembly. NCBI's taxonomy places the organism in Eukaryota, Metazoa, Rotifera, Eurotatoria, Philodinida, Philodinidae.